This is a messenger RNA of Lachancea meyersii CBS 8951, 3666 nucleotides long. Lineage: Eukaryota; Fungi; Ascomycota; Saccharomycetes; Saccharomycetales; Saccharomycetaceae. The record is from the annotation of a GenBank genome assembly.
AUGCCAGAUGGAGCUAGUGAAACUAAGUCCAGUAGGUUGCUGAAGCUGAUGUCAGUUUCGUUCAAAGAGGCAUCUUUGGACUCUCCGUCUUUCAGAGCCAGUGCAAAUUUUUACCAGGUGCAGAUUGAGUCGUUCGAAAGCUGGAUCGAAAACGUGUCGAGAUUUUACAAGCUCAAGUUUUUGCCGUCACUGGAUGACUUCAAACAGCUUAGCGACACUUUAUUCGCACAGUCUCUGCCUCCUGCAGACUAUCUUUACAAUGGAAUAGUAGAGAACCAGCUGUACACGCCGGCAAUUUUGGAAGCAUUUCAUAGUGACCUCUGCAAUCUCUCAGGGCGGCUUUUGCUCUUGCUAAGAGGUGACCCCGAGUCCUUCUUGUCAGGGCUUGUCAAAAUCGUGUCUGAGAUUAUAGAACCUUACAAGGAGAAACGAAGAAAUUUCGAUUACUACCAGUCGAAACAUGAUACGCUUUUGGCGAAAUACCAAAGCACCAAGGUCAAUGGUCCUAAUAUCGAGCCUUCUAGCAUGCGUGAAGACGCAUUUCAGCUUUUCGAGGUUCGCAAAAGCUAUUUAGAGGCCUGUCUCAAUCUUGCAUGGGAAAUCGCUCAAACUCAAGAAUCUCUGGACGAGACCAUGAACGGAGUGGUCAACACUCUGAUUAGAAGAGGACCUUUGAAAAAUGCAAUCAUGAACACUCAGGAUGGUGACGAGCUGCUAGAACUCUUCGAAAAGCAUCAAAGGUGGCACAAGGAGAUAAAAAGAAAUAACUUGUCCUUGGCAGAGGAUAUGAAGAAAGCUAAGGAACAAGUACAAGCAUUCACAAUCAAGCAACUGCAACCUUCAAGGGAUCUCAAUGAUUACAACAUCAGGAGCAUAAAUCAAGCAACGUUGAAGCUCGAAGUCGAACCAGGAACCAAGCACGCGCGGGAAAAGUCUGGGUGGCUAUUUAUGAAGACUUCAGCAGGUAAACCGGCACGCACCACUUGGGUCAGGAGAUGGUGCUUUGUGAAAAACUCUGUCUUUGGUAUUUUUCUUCUGUCACCAGCGCUGACAGCAAUCGAAGAAACCGAUAAGUUUGGAGUUCUUUUAAUGAACGUUCGUUACGAUCCGAACGAGGAGCGAAAGUUCUGUUUCGAAGCUCAAGUAGCGGGGUCCGAGCCCGGAACGGGUGGUAGAAAUAACACGGCAGAGCGCAUGUCUCUUGUUUUUCAGGCCGAAACUUUGGCAGACCUGAAGUGUUGGCUCAGUGUAUUCGAAGAAGCCAAACAACAAGUGCUUCUGCUCGAGAAGCAUGACCCAGAGUACGAGUUGUCAUUUUCCAGAAUUCCGCCCAUAUUUUACGAGUUUGCAUGCAGUUCUACGAGUCAAACAGAUCAGCAGCUCACCUCUUUUGAUACAGAUGGGCACUACGGCAAGUCAAUUUUACAGUUGAUGCAAGCUGCCUUUUCAGAGACGGGUAGUAUCAUUUUUCCACAGGACUCUCCAUUUCAAACUCCAUUACUGAAGACUCCAAUAAUGACAAAGCUCACGAAACUCAGCAUUAUCUCAAGCUUUUUCCUUGUUAGUGAUGGCGUGCCUAACGCGGUCAUGGCGAAUUUCUGGGGCAGUGUGAAUUGGAGCGAACUUUGCUACAGCGGAAGGGCGUUUCCUUCAUCCGCCUCAGAACAUAAUUAUGGCUCGCAGGUGCUGUGUCCCAUGAAAAGCUCAACGUCUCCGAUCUGGAGUCCAAUAGCUUAUCCGGACUUCUAUCCAAAUGAUAUGCGCAACAAGGAUCUUCAGUUUAAAAGUCUGUUUUUCUCUACUGCCACUCAAAGGACUGAGAAAAAGUUCAACGAGCUUCUUCUUCUGUCAUUCCCAUGCUCAUGGUCUCCGAACGCAAAACAAGGGUUUUCUGGUAUGUGUUACGUGACAAUGAACAAUCUUUACUUCUACAUGAACUCGAUGGGAUUUAUCUGUCUCCUGAACAGAAGCUUGGAGGAUUUGGUAGCUGUGGAAGAGGCAAAAAGAACAGAUGAAGCCAAUGGCACCGUUCUCAAAUUGUAUGACGUCAACGAGCUCUCCGUAUCGUGUUCGAUGUAUUUCGACGACCCGGCACUCAUUGCGACCAAAAUUCGCUUAUUACUGCAAAAUGGUGCAACAGAAAACGCGAAGAGUGAGCAAGAUGUCAUGGCGAUAUUUUCAAAUAUAGACAAAGAGUUCGCAAAGAGAACGCAAGCAGAGGCAAAAAGAGAGGAAAAGGCACUCGCCCCUGCAAACAAUAUCGAUAGUUUGUUUAUGGGCACAGGCGAAUCUGUUCGAAACCUCGUGGAACGCCAGCAGAGUUUUCGGGGAGAGUUUAGCUCCGCAUUCAAAAUGGAUUUCAGCAUCCCGCCCAAGGGACUAAUGCAUGUGCUUUUCGGCAAUAAGUCAAGCGUAUUUCCACGAGCAUACCUCCUGGCCCACAAGACUGGAAUGGAAAACGCAGUAUCAUUUUGGCAUACCAAAAAAGAAGGGGAAUUAACGGAGGCAAUCAGAGAAGUUCGUUUCCAAGUCGAUCCAACUCAAGGUUUUUUUUUUCCUGGCCAGGAAAAGGAGUCUACCUUCCUUAACGUGAUUCAAUGCAUCAAGGUGGUCAAAGAUAAUUUGUAUUAUGAGAUCGAUCAACAAGCAGGGAUAUUGAAGGUGCCGUUUGCCAAACCUUUCAGUGUGCGGUCCAAAAUUGUAAUUAUCACCAGGCUAGAUGCCAAAGCGAGUAAAUUCAACUAUCACGAUAAAGCAGGAGGCACCUCUUCCUUGUUUCUAUAUUACGACCUCAGCUUCCACAACAACGAAGCGCACGACGUCCCAACGACGAAGCUGAACAUCAUUGAUAGGUGCGCGAAAAACGUAAUCUUACAUUUCAUGCGCUACGAUUCUAUAGCCCUGCGCAAUGUUAUACAGCAGCACUUGGACAAGAUUGGAAAGCAUGGUAGGAUACUCAAAGCCAUCAGACUUUGUGGUCAGCUCGCUCUGGUGACGGAUGCGCAUGAUUUUAAUGGCAUUGCCGAACAAAAAGUUGCCCGAUACUCACGGAGCUCAUUACUACGAUUUGCGAUGAAGUGCAUUUUGUUUUACACGGUCAAUAUUAUAUUUGCGAUGGUAAGGAUGUUUUUUCACCUGGUGCACACGAUUCUGACGAACGUUGUUGCCUUGAACAGAACUCUGUUGCUGGGACUAUUUUUGUCGAUCGUGGCAAACAUGUUUUUAGCGGGCAAAUCUACAUGGUCAUACUGGUCCGUGCGGCGUGCGGAAAACUUGCUCAAGAGCUACUUGGAUGGCGAUAGGCAACCGAUGCAGCGGGCUGUUUUCGUGGAUGACUUGGAUUUGCUGUCGGGUGCGCUUGUGGAUGGAAACGGCGCAUGUUUCGAGAAGUUUAUGUCGUCUGAGCACGAUAUCGAGAGCAGAUACCGCGCUACGCGCCACGAGAUCGGGCUCAAGCGCAAUGAGCUGCUGGUGGAACUCAAGAUCCUCAAUACCAUGGAAAAAGAAAUGGUUCACGGUGAUUAUUUGUCAUUUUUGGCCAACGAGAUCCAAAACUGCCGUACUGUGGAAUUGGACCUGCCCGAAAUGUGGGAUAUCGAUAUUGAGCUACAAAACCAUUGCAGAAGAUGCCAACAAGAAUACAAGAGCGUCAAACAACUGCUGUGA